GGGAGACUGGCACCCGGGAGGCCUGGGUCCCUGAGAAACAUGGCGGCCGGAUGGGAGCGUCACCCUAGUCUCAUUGCAGGUUGGUCAGUUCCACUGCUCUGGGUGCCUUGAUUAGAAACUGAGGAUUUGGAGAGAGCUUCCAUCUGGAGAACACAAACUGAGGGAAAGUUUCCUUAAAAAAGCAGCUAGAAAGAUGGCUGCUUAUAGAGAACUGGACAUCCAGAUCACUUGAUCACUGCUCAACAGUGGCUCUGCUGGGGGCAGUGCAUGACUAUAUGAAGGAAGAGGAAGGUUUUCCUGAAGAUGAGGCGACUGAAUCGGAAAAAAACCUUAAGUUUGGUGAAAGAGUUGGAUGCCUUUCCGAAGGUUCCUGAAAGCUAUGUAGAGACCUCGGCCAGUGGGGGGACAGUUUCUCUAAUAGCAUUUACCACUAUGGCUUUAUUAACCAUCAUGGAAUUUUCAGUAUAUCAAGAUACAUGGAUGAAGUAUGAAUAUGAAGUAGACAAAGACUUUUCUAGCAAACUGAGGAUAAAUAUAGAUAUUACUGUUGCCAUGAAGUGUCAGUAUAUUGGAGCAGAUGUAUUGGAUUUAGCAGAAACAAUGGUUGCAUCUGCAGAUGGUCUAGUUUAUGAACCAACAUUGUUUGAUCUUUCACCACAGCAGAAAGAGUGGCAGAGGAUGUUACAGCUGAUUCAGAGUCGGCUGCAAGAAGAACAUUCACUGCAAGAUGUGAUAUUUAAAAGUGCAUUUAAAAGCUCAUCAACAGCACUGCCACCUAGGGAGGAUAACCCAUCAGAGCCCCCCGACGCCUGCAGGAUCCACGGUCAUCUGUAUGUCAACAAAGUUGCAGGGAACUUCCACAUAACUGUGGGCAAAGCCAUCCCGCACCCCCGAGGCCACGCUCACCUGGCGGCACUCGUCAACCACGAAUCUUACAACUUUUCUCACAGAAUAGAUCACUUGUCUUUUGGAGAGCUUGUUCCAGGAAUUAUCAAUCCAUUAGAUGGAACUGAAAAAAUAGCUGUAGAUCACAACCAGAUGUUCCAAUAUUUUAUUACAGUUGUGCCAACAAAACUACACACAUAUAAAAUUUCAGCAGACACCCAUCAGUUUUCUGUGACAGAAAGGGAACGUGUCAUCAACCACGCAGCGGGCAGCCACGGUGUCUCCGGCAUCUUUAUCAAGUACGACCUCAGUUCUCUCAUGGUGACGGUGACGGAGGAGCACAUGCCCUUCUGGCAGUUCUUCGUGAGACUCUGUGGCAUUGUUGGAGGCAUCUUCUCAACAACAGGCAUGCUACAUGGAAUUGGGAAGUUUAUAGUCGAGCUCAUCUGCUGCCGUUUCCGGCUUGGCUCCUACAAACCUGUCAGUUCUGUCCCCUUUGAAGAUGGCCACACAGACAACCACUUACCUCUUCUAGAAAACAACACACAUUAACGUCUCCCAAGGGAAGGAGAGAAACGUUUGCCUGAAACAGAGAAACCUUUUUUUUUAAAUAAUAAAAUAUUGUGCAAUAUACUCAAAGAAAAGAUGAAUGAGAAGCAGGAAUCACACCCAGGAAGAAAAAAGAGAGAGAACCCCCAAACUGAAGUCCUUUUUGUGUUGUGUCUGUUGCACGUGUCCUGGAAGAAUGUGUCUGAGUGGAGACAGUGCCAUGGGGUACUGAUCUGAGGAGGAACUUUCUGAAGUUGGCACGGCAAAGGCCGAAACCAGACCUCACUUCCGAGUGAGAAGAAGCCGAAGGCCAGCCGCUGAGCCACAUCUGGAGGGAGUAGGCACUGAGGCGUGCGAGUGUUCGCGUACUUUGUUUUUAAAUGAUGUCAGAAUAAAAUAUGUGAAACAGA
Molecule: messenger RNA, 1844 nt
Organism: Erinaceus europaeus (western European hedgehog)
Lineage: Eukaryota; Metazoa; Chordata; Mammalia; Eulipotyphla; Erinaceidae
Gene: ERGIC2
Product: ERGIC and golgi 2
Exons: 16
Coding region: 304-1437 (377 amino acids)
Biological process (GO): endoplasmic reticulum to Golgi vesicle-mediated transport; retrograde vesicle-mediated transport, Golgi to endoplasmic reticulum
Cellular component (GO): COPII-coated ER to Golgi transport vesicle; membrane; endoplasmic reticulum
Source: RefSeq, a predicted model, not a curated record